This is a messenger RNA of Capsicum annuum, 1908 nucleotides long. RefSeq lists its product as uncharacterized. The coding region runs from base 325 to 1581 and encodes 418 amino acids. Gene Ontology annotation, cellular component: endoplasmic reticulum. Gene Ontology annotation, molecular function: ubiquitin protein ligase activity; ubiquitin-like protein conjugating enzyme binding. The transcript has 2 exons. The record is from RefSeq and is a predicted model, not a curated record. Gene Ontology annotation, biological process: ubiquitin-dependent protein catabolic process. Lineage: Eukaryota; Viridiplantae; Streptophyta; Magnoliopsida; Solanales; Solanaceae.
UGCUUACGUACAAGAGAUAAUUCCCCCUCUUUUUCCUCCUCUGUAUCUGAGCUGGUUCUCUCUCUCUCUUUCUCUGUCUAUAUACUUUCUCGGGUUGGAAUUUAACCCGUAUUACAUUUUACUCACAAAAAUCAGAUCCCUAAUUCACUCAAACAUGAAAAAUCCACUCAAAAUUACCCAAUUUUCAUAGCAAUUAUAGCAAAUUAUGCUCACUUCUUUCAUCAAAAUCCAAUCUUGCUGACUUCCUUAAGUGGGAAAGCUCAGGUUUUUGUGUUUUGGGAAAGCUCAGGUUUUUGUGUUUUGUUUUGUAUUGGUUGAAUUGCUAUGGAGGAUAGUACACCGAAUACGAUGAAUCUUGAUCUGAAUUUGGGACCUGUAGAAAGUCCUACUGAUGAUUCUGAGCCUGUUCCUGCGUCGUUUCCUAUUGAGGAUAUGAAUUUAGAGGAUUUGUUAGAUGGUUAUCGGUUUAGGGAAGUUGUUAGGCAAAGGAGGAGUAGAUGGAGGUCAGCUUUGAGGAGCAUUCCUGUCCCUGCUGAAGCUAGAAGUAUUGCGCUGGAAUUUAUUGGUAGGAGUGAACCACAAACAGGUGAUGUUGUUGCUGAGGAGAGACCUUCCGAGGUGGAAAAUACAUGUGGUAAUAAUAAUGUGUAUUCACAUGAUGAGAUUCUAGGGAAAAAAGAAGACGAUGAGAAGGGUAAUAGUGAGGAGGGAGGAAGCUUCUUCGAUUGCAAUAUAUGUCUGGACUUGUCUAAAGAACCUGUUGUUACUUGUUGUGGUCAUUUGUUUUGUUGGCCAUGUCUUUAUCGGUGGUUACAUCUUCAUUCGGAUGCAAAGGAAUGUCCUGUUUGUAAAGGGGAAGUGACUAUGAAGAAUGUAAUCCCAAUUUAUGGACGUGCAACUAAUGUACGGGAGCCUGAGGAGGAUUCAACUCUGAAAAUCCCUCAUAGGCCUCAAGCAAGGCGUGUUGAGAGCUGGAGGCAGACUAUUCAAAGGACAGCAUUCACCAUUCCGAUGGAAGAAAUGAUUCGCCGUCUUGGCAGUAGAUUUGAUUUGUCUCAGCUACAACAACAGAAUUCUGAAGGUUCUCAUGAAUUACCUGAGCGAAGCAGCUCUUUGCUCAACCGUAUUCUUACUUCCAGGGGACUACGCAGAGAACAGAAUCCUGUUCUUCCUUCUGAUGACGUGGUUGACUUGACACAGACCAGUCCUACUAACUCUGAGGUGUGGGAAAGCCGUCGUCUUUCCUCUCUGUUACUCCGUAGAUCAAAUUCACACCGAGCUGCUAAUUAUGCCAAUCUUGCUUCUGCCUUUGGUUCUGGUGGAAGGCUUGUUGAGCCAUUCUUUCGUAGUAACACUGUGGAGAGGAAUCAGGAGCAGCCUCUACCAGUUGACGAUAGAGAUUCUGUUUCGAGCAUUGCUGCUGUUAUACACUCCGAGAGUCAAACCAUGGAUACUGCCGCUGAAAUAGAUUCUAGAGUAUCUCUUUCGACAUCAUCUUCCCGAAGAAGAACUGAUGCUUCCAGAAUUUCAGAUGUGGAUAGUGGAGAUUCACGUGCACCUAGAAGGAGGCGGCUAAACUGAUUCGAGGUCUUAUCAUGUUCAGCCUCCCAAGCCCCCUCCCCCUCAUUACCCGUAUGGCAUUGAUAUUUCUGAGUUUUUUAGGCAUAUCGGUAGGAAAUGUACUCUUUUCCUUUAGUUUCAUAAUACCUUUCCAGUUUUCUGCUUAGUCUUCUCUCAUUAGUUCCCAUAUCCGGCUAGUCCAAGCUUUCAAGUUGCAAGUCAUAUGAAAAGAACCUGUUUUAAUAAUCACGCGAAUUUGUCUCUACCUCUGUAAAUAACCAUGCAAAUGGUAGUUUUGUUGGUGUAUUCCUGCUCUUGAGGUAUCAAUAAAUCGAAUAUUUAGUGAUA